Messenger RNA from Penicillium olsonii, 1314 nucleotides. Lineage: Eukaryota; Fungi; Ascomycota; Eurotiomycetes; Eurotiales; Aspergillaceae. The record is from the annotation of a GenBank genome assembly.
AUGAUUCAACAUGGUGCUAACAAGCUAGCCAACCCGGAUGCUGGCGAUGCCGCCGACACUACCAUAGAUGACAUCGAAGACAUCCUGCGCAAGGGUGAAGAACGAACUGCUGAGCUCAGUAAGAAAUAUGAAGCCCUUGGCAUCGAUGACCUGCAGAAGUUCUCAUCUGAGAGUGCAUACGAGUGGAACGGAAAGGAUUUCACUGAGCGCAAGAAGGACAUUGGAAUCAGCUGGAUCAACCCCGCCAAGCGUGAGCGCAAGGAGCAGUUCUACUCAAUCGACCAGUACUAUCGCCAGACUUUAUCCACGGGAGGCCGGACAGCCGACACUAAGCCUAAGGUUCCUCGUGCCCCAAAGCAGAUCACUGUCCACGACUGGCAAUUCUUCCCUCCCGGUCUUCACGAGCUGCAAGAAAAAGAGACAGCCUAUUUCCACAAGGAAAUCGGUUACAAGGCGCAGCUUCCCGAAGGCCCUGAAGAGGAGUCUAGCGAGCGAGAGGCCGAGAGAGACCUUGAGCAACAGGAGAUUGACAAUGCUGUACCCCUGACCGAAGAGGAGCAAGCCGAGAAGACCCGCAUGUCGGAAGAAGGUUUCGCAACCUGGAACCGACGUGAUUUCCAACAAUUCGUCAAUGGAUCUGCCAAGUUUGGCCGCACCGACUAUGUCGGCAUCGCCACCGAGGUGGAUAGCAAGGAGCCGGAUGAGAUCGAAGAAUAUGCCAAGGUCUUCUGGCAGCGAUACACUGAAAUCCAGGAUUACACAAAGUACCUCAAGGUCAUCGAUCAGGGUGAAGAGAAGGUGCGCAAGAUCGACCAUCAGCGAAAGAUGCUGCGCAAGAAGUUGGAAAUGUAUCGCUCGCCUCUCCAGCAGCUCAAGAUCAACUACACAGUUUCCACCACCAACAAGAAGGUCUACAUCGAAGAGGAAGACCGCUUCCUCUUGGUCAUGCUGGACAAGUAUGGUGUCGAGGGCGAAGAUCUCUAUGAGCGAAUUCGCGAGGAGAUCCAUGAAUCAUCUCUGUUCCGCUUCGACUGGUUCUUCCUCAGCCGCACACCCGUGGAGAUUGGUCGUCGCUGCACCACCCUGCUGAACACUGUGGCCAAGGAAUUCGAGACCAAUGGCGAUAGCAAGGGUCGCGGCCGUGAUCGUGACGAGGAUGAAGAGAUUGAAGACGCAGCUCCGGCCAAGAAGAAGGCCAAGAACGGUGCCAACAAGCAGGUCAAGGCCACCAAGGGAGGCAGCAAGGCUGCCUCAACAGCAAGCUCUCGGGCGACUAGUACCGCUGCGACUAAGUCGAAGAGUCGCAAGAGAUAA